Messenger RNA from Aspergillus bombycis, 450 nucleotides. RefSeq names its product Tvp18 family protein. The transcript has 4 exons. Bases 1 to 450 code for a protein of 149 amino acids. NCBI's taxonomy places the organism in Eukaryota, Fungi, Ascomycota, Eurotiomycetes, Eurotiales, Aspergillaceae. Gene Ontology annotation, cellular component: Golgi membrane. The record is from RefSeq and is a predicted model, not a curated record. Gene Ontology annotation, biological process: vesicle-mediated transport.
AUGACGUUCGCUGAGGAAUUCCGCUCGAGAAACUUCAGUAUCUACGGACAAUGGACGGGUGUUGUAUGCAUUGUCCUAUGCAUCGCCCUCGGCAUUGCCAACAUUUUUUCGUUCAACGCUGUUCGCAUCGUUUUCAGCAUCCUAUGCCUUGUUUCCGGUUUCAUCCUCGUUUUCAUCGAGGUUCCGUUUCUCCUCAGAAUUUGCCCUACGUCCGAAAAGUUCGACACAUUUAUUCGACGUUUCACCACUAACUGGAUGCGAGCUGCCAUGUAUACGGUCAUGAGUGCCUUGCAAUGGGUCAGUCUUGUCUCUGGUGCGUCGAGUUUGAUCGCUGCAGCCGUUCUCCUCCUUCUCGCCGCGCUCUUCUAUGCCCUAGCAGGCUUGAAGAGCCAGGAGUUUGUUGGAAGUAAGACCUUGGGUGGCCAAGGGCUUGCGCAAAUGAUUGUCUAA